UAAGAAAUCUAUUCUUAUAUAGCCAUCAUGAGGAUAAUAAUGUUAUGUAUCGUGAGUAUCGUGACCAUGGGCAUAGCUACCGCAGACAAGGUUAGCUACGAAGGUUACAAACUCUUCAGCAUGAUCCCGAAAACAUUCACGCAAUUGAUGUUACUUAAAAAAUUCAAAGAGAUGGGUGACGCCGAAUAUAGCUUCUGGCAAGAACCAAAUUUGAUUGACGGAGAAGUGUUUCUUAUGGUACCGCCGCGCAAUUUGGAUCAAUUUUACAAAAUAAUAGAAGGUUUCGAAGUACCAAUUACGGAUGAGAACGAGUAUGGCCUUUGGGACGAUUUCAAUUUGAACUUUGAAGUCAGAAUUGACAAUAUCCAGAAAUUAAUCGACGACGCGACUACUCCUCAGAAUAAAUCGCAGGGAUUUGAUUUUAAGCAAUAUCAUACUCUCGAAGAAAUCUACGAUAAUCUGGAAGA
Molecule: messenger RNA, 467 nt
Organism: Temnothorax curvispinosus
Lineage: Eukaryota; Metazoa; Arthropoda; Insecta; Hymenoptera; Formicidae
Exons: 2
Source: RefSeq, a predicted model, not a curated record